AUGACCGCCCAUCCAGAUUUCGACAUUCUGAUAUCCGGACGAGCGUACGAUCCCAGUCCAUACGUAGCAUUCUGCGCUUUUCAUGCCUUUGGCAAAUCUUGCCGCCCGUUUGAAGAGCUGGGUUUGGGCGUACUCGGCGGAUUUACACAUAUGGGUAAAAUAAUGGAAUGUGGAGGUGUAUGUGCAACACCAAAAAGCUCCGCGGCGAUGGCGAGUGUGUAUCAGGAUGGAUCUUUUGAUAUUCGGCCGUUGGCGGAAGGGUCGAGGUGUACAACUCAGAGUGUUGCUGCGCAUUCGUUGUAUGAAAAGUCGAGGCCCGAUAUACUAGCUGGUCCGGGAGGAAUCUUGGAUCUGAAUACGGCGAGGUAUCGAGCGCUUGAAGAUGGGAUAAGCGUCAGAGCGAAAGGGGCCUUGUUCAGAUUAUCGAAAGAACAUGAUGGGGAACCGUAUAAGAUCAAGUUUGAGGGUGCGAAAGUUGUUGGGCACAGGUCUAUUUUCAUGGGAUCGUUUUGUGAUCCGAUUUUGAUUUCUCAGCUUCCAUCAUUCUUUACGAGAGUGAAAGAGUAUGUGGUUCAGCAGCAUUCUCAUCUUGAUAAGGUUGAUAAGGAAAGUAAAUGGGAGUUGGAGUUUCAUGUGUACGGUCAAAAUGCUCAUAACAGCCGCCUGCAGCAAGGGGAAGUAUUUAUAGUUGGCGAAGCGCUCGCCAGUACACAAUCUCUUGCGACGAGCGUCAUUUCUUGUGCGCGAAUUGCAUGCGUCCAUGGAUCAUAUAAAGGACAGAAAGCGACAAGCGGCAAUCUGGGCAUGGGUAUUGGAGGUCAAAUGAAUAUCGAAAUGGGACCUUGUGCGGAAUUCUCAAUUUACCAUCUGGUAGAGAUGGAUGAGGGAGAAGAAGAUGCGGUUGAGAUUGGCCAUGAUGACUCGGCAAAGAGGUUUAUAAGGUGGGAGAUGCGGUGGAUAGGCAAUGGUCCUUCUCUUGACCAUAACAAGCCUCGAGUCUUGAAAAGCAGCGAGAGCGACUCCUCCGUGACCAAUCAAGAAACGUCCAAGGACACCCCAAAAGCGAAUAUCCUCUCAGGAAUUCAUCUCCUCGGCACACUCGCCCAAGUCAUCCGCUCCAAAAACUCCGGUCCCUAUGAAAUAACACUAGACAUUAUGUUUUCCGAUCCCACUACCUACGAGCAAAUCAAAAACUUCAACAUCCUCACUGCAGAGAAGAUUGCAUCACUAUACAACAUCUCCGUCGAAGACAUUGUAUGGUGCGGUUUUUUUGAUCCUGCGUUGGCGUUCAAAGCUACUAUUCCGCGUCGUGCUCGUUUCAGUGAUAUUGCAGGUAAAAGUUCUUCGAGUUUGGCAGUGUCAUCAGGUGGACCUUGGGAGAAUGAUGUGCAUGGUUCGCAGAAGUAUUUACCCUUGAUGAAUAUGGAGGUUGAUUUUGAUGUUUUGCAAAAAUGA
Talaromyces amestolkiae is the source of this 1455-nucleotide messenger RNA. RefSeq lists its product as uncharacterized. Bases 1 to 1455 code for a protein of 484 amino acids. The record is from RefSeq and is a predicted model, not a curated record. Lineage: Eukaryota; Fungi; Ascomycota; Eurotiomycetes; Eurotiales; Trichocomaceae. The transcript has a single exon.